GCGGCGUGGUCGUCAUCACCGCGCGCCAGCCUCCCUGGGAGGCCCCCUUCCCCCAAGAUGGCGAUGCUGGCAGAACCACGCAGGAAGCAGAAGUGGUCUGUGGAUCCGCGGAACAGCGCUUGGAGUAAAGAUGAAUCUAAAUUUGGCCAAAAGAUGUUGGAAAAAAUGGGGUGGUCAAAAGGCAAAGGUCUUGGAGCUCAGGAGCAAGGCAACACCGAACAUGUCAAGGUCCAACUGAAGAACAACACUCUGGGCUUAGGAGCAGCCGCCAACCAAGAGGACAACUGGAUCGCCCAUCAGGAUGACUUCAACCAGCUUCUGGCAGAGCUGAACAACUGCCACGGACAAGACACCCCAGAGGCUGCGUCCAAGGAUGAGAAAAGAACCUUUAGCCUGGAGGAGAAAUCUAAGAGUGCCCGGAAACGAGUUCAUUAUGUGAAAUUUGCCAAAGGAAAAGAUCUCUCCUCCCGAAGCGAAGAUGACCUGUCUUGCAUUUUUGGGAAACGGCAAGCCAAGAAAACACAGGCAAAUCCUGGAAGGCUUUAACCCUGUCCCAGAAGCGUCCGUACGUGGAAGAGGCCGAGAGGCUUCGGGUGCAGCACAUGCAAGACUA
Molecule: messenger RNA, 613 nt
Organism: Lacerta agilis (Sand lizard)
Lineage: Eukaryota; Metazoa; Chordata; Lepidosauria; Squamata; Lacertidae
Gene: PINX1
Product: PIN2 (TERF1) interacting telomerase inhibitor 1
Exons: 7
Coding region: 58-546 (162 amino acids)
Biological process (GO): regulation of ribosome biogenesis
Cellular component (GO): nucleolus
Molecular function (GO): nucleic acid binding; telomerase inhibitor activity
Source: RefSeq, a predicted model, not a curated record